AAUUACCAUAUAAUACUUUCCGACAAAGUCCGGUCUUGUGCCAAUGUUGAGUAAAAUAAAAAAGUAAAUAGACUAUUAGUUAAAUGACGAAUAAACCAGUUCCAAAAAGGGGUAACGGAAAACGUACUGAUUACAAGCGUUUGGGUGAUAACCAAAAAGAAGUUGAUAAUCAAAAGGAUGUUGAUUUUCCCCGGGCAGUUGCAAGAAUCUGGGGUUUAAUAUCUGGAAUAUCUUUUGUCAGCAAUGGUUGGUACCUUUUGACGGAAUCGAGCAGAGAUUCAAAAAAAUGUCUUAUUGCUGGUGCAUUAAUGAUUGUGUUUGGAAUAUUUAUUAUUUUCAUGGAAUGCGUUUGUUGCAUGUUUGCUGCAAAAAGAAAAUGUUGUAACAAGUUUGAUAGCAACUUCCCUUUCUGGAUAAAAGGUCUAAUAUACAUUUUAUUAACAAUCCCAGUAAUAGUUCUUUGCUUUGGUAUAAAGACUCUUGUGUCCUCAAUUAUGGUGAUCUUCUUGGGAAUAAUUUAUAUAUUUCUUACUUGUAUUGUAAAAAGCAAAAAAUAUGAACGACUCAGAGCACUUGCUCAACAACGUUACAAUGAGCAGCAAAAAGCUGUGAACUUUUCAUACAACACCAUACUUAAUUUAUAUCGUCACAACUAAAAUAAUAAUUAUGUUAAAACUAA
This is a messenger RNA of Hydra vulgaris (swiftwater hydra), 679 nucleotides long. RefSeq names its product calcium channel flower. NCBI's taxonomy places the organism in Eukaryota, Metazoa, Cnidaria, Hydrozoa, Anthoathecata, Hydridae. Gene Ontology annotation, cellular component: membrane. Gene Ontology annotation, biological process: vesicle-mediated transport. The record is from RefSeq and is a predicted model, not a curated record.